UUCGACUUAAGCACUUUGAAGAAAUUUCUGGCAGCAGUAGGCCUAAUAUUCAUGUACAUCUAGAUAACUCUAGCUCAACGAUAACUGCGAUUGGCCAAGACUACAUGCAAGCUUAUUCCUUGAAGGAUUUACGAUGGGAAGAAGCGUCCUACCGUUCGUUGUUGUGAUCACACUGAUGACAGUGUGCCUCACAGUACACGGAGCUGCCUCUCGUGAGCUUAAAGGAGAACCGAGUCCCAAAGCUCCAGACUUUCCAUCAAAAACUGAAAUGCAGAGCUUGUUUGACGAGUGGAUGAAAAAAUACUCAAAGACUUAUGCCAGUGAUGCUGACAAGACUGCCCGCUUCAAGAACUUCGAAGAGAAUUUUAUGCGUGCUUCUGAACAUAACCGGAAACAGUCGACCUACAAAAUGACUAUGAACCAGUUUGCAGAUCUCAGUCCAGAAGAAUUCGUGAAGAAGCAACUCAUGCACCUCUCUCCAAGAGUGGCAAGCACCAGGCACCCAACCCCCUACAAAGAUGUGGAAGAACAGCACAAGGGCAAAACCUCGAGGAAAAAGGGACCUCGAAUGCUAUCGGCCGUGUAUAGUCCAUGUGGUGGUGAUAAUCCAGGAGAUCGUUCGUGCAAGCAUUGAUACUUAUGGAGACGUACCGACUUCAGAAGAGAUUGAUCAACAAGAGGCAGUAGAAUGUGGCAUUGUCAGUUUCGGCAUUGGAUCUGAUCCCUGCAAGAGUUUAAUUAUAUUCCACUGCAAGAUCCAAAACUCCAGACCUGCAGGUUUUCAUGUGAAUGCAAUAAAACUGGACUGCGGUAUUUUAUAAAAUUUUCUUUGCUUUGUUCUUUGAUUGAGGUGAGACCAUCAGUCCAAACUGUAGUACAUGAUAACUCCAGCAAUAAUUUAGAUAUCUGAGAGUUCAAAUAAGAAACCCCCAUGCUUGAAUAGAUUGGUGUAGUUGUUGAAAACAAAACUGGAAAUUGUGGAGAACUUUGCACAAUUUGAAAGUAACUAUCGUUUAGCCUCUAGCGAGGCUAGCAUCCAUGGCCGGCUUGGACUUGUAAGAGAAGAAUUCAUUGCCAGCCCAAUAAACUCCUCCCCACCUAACGCUACAGUUGGGCUCGGAUCAGUGGGUUAUCUUCACGUCAUAGGCUAGUACUUAAUUUGUUUUUCAGCAUUCAGCGUUGUCCUCGUAGGUGGUCAUCAUUACGAGGAAAAAUAAAAUAAGAAAAAACACGAGCCUGCAUUGUAGUUUGAGAUAGAUUUGUUCUAUAAUUUACUAUUGUUGGUUUGAUAUUGAACCAUAUGAUAUUAAAUAUCAUAUCUUG
Messenger RNA from Marchantia polymorpha subsp. ruderalis, 1323 nucleotides. The record is from the annotation of a GenBank genome assembly. Lineage: Eukaryota; Viridiplantae; Streptophyta; Marchantiopsida; Marchantiales; Marchantiaceae.